GAACUAUCACGGGUCUCUCUCUGUAUAUUGCACCAUUGCCAACUUUCAUUGACAUCUUCAAGAAGCGCUCUGCAGACAAACACUCAAGUGCUCCUUAUUUAUGCGGCCUGCUCAGCUCGUUCGUCUGGACCAUUUACGGAUCCCCAGCGGUGGCCAACGCGUUCAGCGUGUUUGUUAUAAGCAUCCUGGGGUUGCUGUUCAACGGAUCGUACUGUUUGAUCUUUUAUCUCUUUUCCACAGAACACAAGAGAUUUAUUGGUGCAGCCAUCACGAGCAUUGUGCUAUGUGCGGCCACGAUGGCAUCACUGGCUGUGUCAGUCAUACCUGCACCUGUUAGACCAUUGGUGUUUGGCCUUUCUGGGGACUGCACCAGCACUGCUUCCUUUGCUGCUCCCUUGACGGCCGUGGCACAAAUGAUUCAGACACGGAGUGUCGAGUUCUUUCCUAUCCAGCUUUGUGCUGUGUCGCUUGUCCAUACAAUUGUGUGGACGGCUUAUGGAGCGUCAACCUCUGACAUAUUUGUGGCA
Molecule: messenger RNA, 527 nt
Organism: Closterium sp. Naga37s-1
Lineage: Eukaryota; Viridiplantae; Streptophyta; Zygnematophyceae; Desmidiales; Closteriaceae
Source: the annotation of a GenBank genome assembly